This is a messenger RNA of Cannabis sativa, 1410 nucleotides long. RefSeq names its product protein FAR1-RELATED SEQUENCE 5-like. The record is from RefSeq and is a predicted model, not a curated record. Gene Ontology annotation, biological process: regulation of DNA-templated transcription. Lineage: Eukaryota; Viridiplantae; Streptophyta; Magnoliopsida; Rosales; Cannabaceae. The transcript has a single exon. Bases 1 to 1410 code for a protein of 469 amino acids.
AUGGAGGCCGAGUCUCAAGCAGAGAACAUGAAUGAGGAACAAACCUACGAAUGGGAAAGCAUAACAGCAGAGCUAAACAUCACAAAACCAGUGAAUGAGAUUCAAAUAUGUGACGUCCUAGGCAAGAGUCUCGACAAACUGGGAAAAUGGGAAGCAUUCUACGAAAUGUAUGCGAAACGGAUGGGUUUCGGCACAAGAAAAGAUGAUGUACGACGUUCUCACGGAGUCAUCGUAAUGCGCAGGUGGGUUUGUUGUUCCGAGGGUUACAAAAGAAUCACAAUAACGGAAACACAAAGAAAAAAGAGACCUCAUGAUGUCACUAGAACCGGAUGUCAGGCAGCAUUACGUAUUUUACUCACACAACCGUCUAACACUUGGAAAUGCAAAGAGUUCAGCACAAUACACAAUCACGACCUCGCUUCAUCAAGUGAGGUACAAUUUUUGAGAUCAUACCGAGUAGUGUCCGAUGGCUUGCUUGCCCAAGUUAGGUCGAUGAACUCAGUUGGAAUUAAAACUGCCAACAUAAUGUCUCAUGUUGCUUUGCAAAGUGGAGGUUACGAGAGAAUGCCAUGUCAACUUCGAGAUGUCUACAACAGGGUUGCUGGUGCCAAGCGAGAAGAAAAGAUAGAGACGGACUCGGAAGGAGCGUUGGGAUUUCUUGAUUAUCUCGCAGAGAGGGAUCCAAAUUUCUUCGUUGUAUAUCAGGUGGACGAGGAGAAUCGAUUGGCUAACUUAUUUUGGGCAGAUGGAAACUCACGUGUCGACUAUGUGGCUUUUGGGGAUGUACUAGGGUUUGAUACCACCUACAUGACAAAUGAGUACAAUAAGCCUCUCACUGUUCUCAUUGGCGUAAACCACCAUUUCAACACAUGCAUCUUCGGGUUCGCUCUACUCCUCCACGAGAAGCUUCCAUCCUAUCGUUGGCUACUUCAAAAAUUUCUCGAAUGCCAUGGAGAUAAGAAGCCAAAUGUUGUAGUUACUGACCAAGAUGUGGCCAUGAAACAGGCCAUCAUGGAACACAUGCCUGAUGUGACACACCGUCUAUGUGCUUGGCAUCUCAAUACAAAUGCUUCCAAAAAGGUUAAAGAUCCGAUCUUCUUGAAAAUAUUUAAAGAUCUAAUGUACAACUACUACGAGGAGGAGGAUUUCGAAGCAAGAUGGUUAGACGUCGUCGAAACCCAACAACUAACAGAUAAUGAAUGGUGCCAAACAACAUUCGACACAAGAAAACAGUGGGCAGAAACUUAUUUAAGGGGUUCAUUCGUUGCAGGAAUGAGAACCACACAACGUUGCGAAUCGAUCAACUCAGCCCUAAAAAAAUUUUUAGAGAAGAAUUAUUGCUUGCGUGAAUUCGUAACAACCAUAGAUAUGACAAGCCUCAAAGCUCGUACACAACGAGACUGCAAAUGA